This is a messenger RNA of Sungouiella intermedia, 1116 nucleotides long. Lineage: Eukaryota; Fungi; Ascomycota; Pichiomycetes; Serinales; Metschnikowiaceae. The record is from the annotation of a GenBank genome assembly.
AUGUCCUUAGAUUUAUCCGUGUUCCUGUCUUCACCUGCUCACAAUGAGUUCAGAAGUGACACCUUUACCACUCCUACCCAGUCCAUGGUUCAGGCUUUGGCAACCACGUCCUUAGGUGACGCAGUGUAUAACGAAGACUCCGUGACGUCUCAAUUGGAGUCCAAGGUUGCAAAGCUUGCUGGGAAGGAUGCUGGUUUGUACUGUGUAUCUGGAACGUUACUGAACCAAAUCGCAUUAAGAACAAACUUACUUCAACCUCCACAUGCGGUCCUCUGCGACCAUCGCUCUCAUGUGUAUGUUCAUGAGGCCGGAGGACUUCCAACGCUCUCACAAGCUAUGGUUCAGGCCAUUGCCCCCAAGAAUGGUAUCCAUUUGACACUUGAAGAUGAUAUCAUUCCAAACUUUGUUCCUGACGACUAUGAGAUCCACGCAUGUCCUACGAAGGUGAUCAGUUUGGAGAAUACUUUACAUGGUAUGCUCUUCCCGCUUGACGAGAUCAAGAAGAUCUCUGCUUUCUGUAAGGAUAACAACGUUCGUUUGCACUUGGAUGGUGCAAGACUUUGGAAUGCCUCUGCUGAAACAGGCAUUCCACUAGCAGAGUACUGCUCCUAUUUUGAUUCGGUUUCUCUCUGCUUAUCAAAGACUUUGGGUGCACCAGUCGGAUCUGUUCUUGUAAGUGACAAAAAAUUCAACUUGAAGGCCAAUCACUUCCGUAAGCAAAAUGGUGGAGGUAUCAGACAGAGUGGAUUGCUCGCGCUGAUGGCAAUCGUUGCAAUCGAUGAGAACUUUCCAAGAUUGAAAGCUACUCAUGAGUUGGCUAAGAAGAUUGCUGACUUCUGCGUUAAAGAGGGAUAUGUGUUGGCACACCCAACUGAGACGAAUUUUGUGUUCCUCGAUUUUGCAGCUAAUAAGAUCAACAACGAUGUUUUCGUCAAGGCUUGUGAGAAGUACAACAUCAAGGCGUAUGGCUCGCGGUUAGCUUUUCACUACCAGAUUUCCGAAGAGGCUAUUGAGAAUUUGAAGAAGGUUUUGAAGGUGACUAUGGAGGAGGCAAAGAAAAACCCUUACGAGGAAAAGAAGAGUCUUAAGUUCUACAGUGCCGGAAAUGAAGAGUAA